AUGACAAAAUUUCUCCAAGUCUCAGGGGAAAACAUAACCUCGCUGCAAGAGGGGGAAAACUACAUUCAGUGUAGCAAUUCAAUUAUUCCAGAAAGUAAGUUGGGUUUUGCUUUUUGGAGACAGAGAAUGAAGACAAACGAGGUCAAAUUUGGGGAUUGUCCAACCUUUAUAAUGUAUAGGAGGGUUAAACAACGACAAGCUCGAAACUCAAUCCUUACGAUGAAAGAUGAUAACGGGGCAUGGGUUGAUGACUUGAAUAAGAUUGAGGAAAUGAUUUUGACUUCUAUACAGAGCACGUACAACCUGAGUCAAGGGGACAACAAAGGGGAGGAAAUUGACCUUUUGCUUCGUCAGCUCGAUAUUCCCCAACUUUUGGAAGAAGGCAAGAUUUGGUUGAAUAGGGAGUUCUCUGACAAUCUUCCUUGCUCCAAAUCUCCUGGUCUUGAUGGGGUAACGAUUGAAGCCUGUAACCUCAUCUCAGAAUAUCAGCAUGCUUUUAUCCCAAGAAGGUAUAUGGAGGACAACGUCAUUUUGAGCCACGAGUUGAUUCACCUGAUAAACUCAAAGAAGGGGUCGAAUUUCACAGCAGUUAAGAUUGAUAUGUCUAAAGCUUAUGAUAGAGUGGAUUGGUUGUUCUUCCUGAAGGUUCUAAGGGCCUAUGGGUUUUCUAACCACUGGAUCAGGAUGAUCUCGCAAUGUGUUUCAACGGUAAGUUUUAAGACGGUUAUCAACAGGAAGGUUUUAGGACACUUCGCUCCUAAGUGUGGCCUGAGACAAGGGGAUCCUUUAUCCCCGUAUUUGUUUAUUUUUUGUAUGGACAUUCUCUCAAGAAUGUUGUCCUUGGCAGAGGAAAUAAAUCAAUUUCGUGGUUUAAAGGUUUUGAGAAGUUCACCCUCGAUUUCUCAUCUCUUCUUUGCUGAUGAUGCAAUGCUCUUCUUUAAAGCUGAUAAGGAAUCAUGUUCCUGUAUUUUUGAUAUUCUUCAAAGGUUUGGUAAAGCUUCUGGUCAGCAACUAAAUCUCCAGAAGUCUAUGAUCAAAUUUUCACCAGGGGUGGAAAAUGACAAAAUAUUGGAGGUAAAACAGGCAUUAUCUAUGCCUAUAACUGAUAAUAUGGGUAUCCAUCUAGGAGUGCCGAUAGAUAUCAAGGGAAAGAAGGGUCCUCUUUUCCAAUUUCUAGUGGAUAUAGUGGUGGAAAAAAUAAUAGCUUGGGCGUCUCUCCAGCUCUCUCAACCGGCAAAAUUAAUCCUCAUUAACACGGUCUUGAUAAGUAUGUCUGCUCAUGUUAUGAAGUGCCUUAAAAUUCCUCAGAGCAUCGUUAACAAGAUAGAUUCUAUAAUUACUCGGUUUUGGUGGGCUAAAUGUGGUAAAAAAGGGUUACACUGGGUGAGAAAGGGUAUUACACAGCUACCGAAGAGUAUGGGUGGGUUGGGAAUCAGGGGAUCUUCUAAUUAUAAUGGUGCCCUAAUCUUCAAACAAGCAACUAGGAUGCACCUUAAUCCCCAACUUCUUCUUUCGAGAGUUUAUAAAGGUUUCAUGAUAAGGAGCCCUAAUGGUACUGAUAGUAUCUAUGGAAAACGGGGAAACCCGUCUUUGGGGAGAUCUAGCAUCCAAAAGGUUAGCAAGAUUUUCAAGGAGGGUUUUGCAUGGAAAGUAGGGAAUGGUAAUUCCAUCUCGGCUAUCAAUUCGCCGUGGGUUAAAGGGGAGAUCCCUGUGGUAAGGUCAAACCAAUCCUUAAGGGCUGCUUUAGAUUGGAAAGUAAGCGAUUUUAUUAAUAGGGACACUAAUUCUUGGAAUGCUAGGAAAGUGAGAGAAAGCUUUGAAUGGGAUUAUGCAAAAUCCAUCCUGUCAAUGGAACUCCCACAGGCUAAUGAGGACGACUUCCUCCACUGGAAAUUCCAUCCGUCAGGUAAGUAUACUGUUAAAACUGGUUACUACUUCUUGUUGAAAGACUUGGGGAUGAAGAGUGCUAGGUUUUCGGAGAAGGAUCAGCAUUUCAUUAAGUUAAUAUGGAGAUUGGGGAUCCAACCGAAAUGGAAAUUGUUCUUGUGGAAAAUUUUUCAUGAUAACAUUGUCGUCAAAGUGAACUUAGCAAGACGGGGGAUGGCUAUUGAUACGGAGUGUGAUCACUGUAGGGCGGGCAAAGAGGAUGGCCAACAUCUUUUUAGGUUGUGUAGUCAGGUAAGGGAGGUCUGGGAGAAUAGUCUCCUGAACAUAUGCCAUGAUUUUUCAGAGUCCAUUUCAGUGCAGAAAUGGAUUCAACACUAUAUCCUGCUCUUUUACAGCGAGGAUGGUAAGAAUAGCAGUCGAAUUGUUUUGUUCAUUGCAACUCUGUGGUGUUUAUGGAAAACUAGGAAUGAGAGAGUGUACAGAGGAGAAGAUGGAACCCUAAAUGGCACAUUGGAAGGUAUAAAUCUUGCUAUAAAGGAUUACGAGACUUUCGCUAAUAGGGAUUGUGUAACCGAUGGGACGGAGGUGUCGAGUGAUUAUGAUAUAGAUGUCCCACCAGGUUUUAACUAUGCUCAGCUAGGAAAAGGAAAAACAGGUUUUGAUAACUUCAUCAUGGAAGUAGAUGGAUCUUGGGAAAAAAAUACAGGAAGAGCAGGGAUCGGCUGGGCGGUGAAGCACAACACGCAUGGUCAUGUGCUGGGGGAGGGUGGCAACCAGAGAGCAGCUAUGUCUGCUUUCCAGUGUGAAGCUUGGGCAUGCCUAGAGGCCCUAAAGUGGGCGAAAGAUAAGGGUGAAAAUGGGAUCCUUAUCUUUUCGGAUUCGAGCCUCCUUAUUAAUAAUCUAAAGGGGAAGACAGGCAACGAAAUCGCGACAACUUGGAUUAUAAAAGAGAUUAAGGAAGCAGGGGCGAACUUCCAACGAUGUGCCGUCUUAAAGGUUCCCAGAGAACAGGGAGAACCCAUUCAAGGUAUUAUAUUUACAAAGGAUGUUGAUAAUUUUAUUGGCAAACUACAAGAAGGUUCCAUGUAUUGUUUUAAAAUGGUACAAGUUAUUCAAGCUGAUGAUUGGUUACGAAUAUUUCAUAAUCCGUAUCAAGUCAACAUAACUAAGGAAACAGAAUUAUCCUAUGUUGAUACCGAUAUCGAAGAAUUUCCAAAGUACUCUUACAACUUGGUGUCUUUACAUGGUGUAAAGUCAUAUAAACGUACUGAAGGAAUUGUGAUAGAUGUUGCGGGAAUAAUCAUAUAUGCAAGUGAGAUUCACCGAAAUGAUUGUACGGGUACCAUUAAACAAGAUAUUAUUCUACUAGAUCAAAGUUUGGCUCAGCAAGAAAACGUACAAGAUUUUGCCCUCCGUAUUAAUGAACAACCAUCAGAUCGACCUCAAUAUUGUCUUCCUACUGCUUCUCAAGUUGCGGCUAUGAUUGUCGGUGGAGAAGAAGUUGCGAACUUAAAUCCAAGGGAUAUUUUAGUUCAAUCAACUUAUGGGCAAUUAUGA
Chenopodium quinoa (quinoa) is the source of this 3444-nucleotide messenger RNA. RefSeq lists its product as uncharacterized. The transcript is spliced from 5 exons. The coding region runs from base 1 to 3444 and encodes 1147 amino acids. Gene Ontology annotation, molecular function: RNA-DNA hybrid ribonuclease activity; nucleic acid binding. Lineage: Eukaryota; Viridiplantae; Streptophyta; Magnoliopsida; Caryophyllales; Amaranthaceae. The record is from RefSeq and is a predicted model, not a curated record.